This is a messenger RNA of Sinocyclocheilus grahami, 2380 nucleotides long. It is a transcript of the gene slc7a4, whose product is annotated as solute carrier family 7 member 4. The coding region runs from base 158 to 2191 and encodes 677 amino acids. Lineage: Eukaryota; Metazoa; Chordata; Actinopteri; Cypriniformes; Cyprinidae. Gene Ontology annotation, biological process: transmembrane transport; amino acid transport. The record is from RefSeq and is a predicted model, not a curated record. The transcript is spliced from 5 exons. Gene Ontology annotation, cellular component: plasma membrane. Gene Ontology annotation, molecular function: amino acid transmembrane transporter activity.
UCUGUUCAAUGACGCUUUACAGCAUCGCUUUCACCAAACGAGACGCGAACCAACUACAGGUUUGUAGAGUUUGUUUGACUCAGAAAGUUAUGGACCAGGUGUGAUCUUUUGUAUAUUUCACACAAUCUCUUUCACCAACCCUCCGUUCUCUAUCAAGAUGGCAUCAUGUGUUUCCGGCUGCUCUCCAGUGGUGAGGUUCUGUCAGAAGCUGAACAGGCUGAAGACGCUGGAGGAGGACGUAAUGGCAACUUCACUCAAACGUUGUCUGUCCACAGUGGACCUCGCACUGCUUGGUGUUGGUGGCAUGGUGGGUUCAGGCCUGUAUGUUCUCACGGGAACUGUUGCUAAAGACACUGCAGGACCAGCUGUAGUGGUGUCUUUCAUCAUAGCUGGAGUGGCGUCUCUCAUGGCAGCACUGUGUUAUGCUGAGUUUGGUGCCCGUGUACCAAAGACAGGCUCCGCCUACAUGUUCACUUACGUCUCUGUUGGGGAAAUCUGGGCAUUCCUGAUUGGCUGGAAUGUAAUUUUAGAGUAUAUGAUUGGUGGGGCGGCAGUAGCACGUGCAUGGAGUGGAUAUCUGGACUCUAUUUUCAAUCAUCGCAUUCAGAACUUCACCGAGAGUCAUGUGAUGCGUUGGAAUGUGCCCUUCAUUGCUCAUUACCCAGACCUCUUAGCAGCUGCCAUCCUCCUAGUAGCUUCCUUUUUCAUUUCAUUUGGUGUUCGUGUCUCAUCUUGGCUAAACCACAUCUUCUCAGCCAUCAGUAUGGCAGUUAUUGUUUUUAUCUUGGUGUUUGGCUUUGUACUGGCCGACCCAGUCAACUGGAGCACUCAGGAGGGAGGCUUUGCCCCCUUUGGACUUUCAGGCAUCCUGGCAGGAACUGCAACAUGCUUCUAUGCCUUCGUUGGCUUUGAUGUGAUAGCGGCUUCCAGCGAGGAGGCCAGCAAUCCUCAGAGGGCUGUUCCUGCAGCGACUGCAAUCUCACUAGGCCUGGCAGCCACAGCAUAUGUCCUGGUGUCCACAGUUCUUACCUUGAUGGUUCCAUGGCAUACGCUCGACCCAAACUCGGCGCUCUCAGAUGCGUUCUUCAGACGAGGAUAUAGCUGGGCUGGGUUCAUCGUGGCUGUGGGAUCCAUCUGUGCCAUGAACACUGUGUUGCUCAGCAACCUCUUCUCUCUCCCACGGAUCGUGUAUGCCAUGGCGGAGGAUGGCCUCUUCUUCUCUGUCUUUUCCCGUGUAAACCCUGUAACCAAAGUCCCGGUGAUCGCAAUUCUAGUUUUUGGCAGCCUUAUGGCAAUCCUUGCCCUCAUCUUUGAUCUGGAAGCCCUGGUCCAGUUCCUCUCUAUUGGCACUCUGCUUGCUUACACUUUUGUAGCGGCCAGCAUCAUAGUGCUCCGCUUCCAGCCAGAUAAAAGCAGUGGGAGCUCAGGAGGAGGUGGAAUCAAGACAGACGCUUCAUUCACACCUUCAAUGAACCAGUCAGGACAGCAGGUGGAUCCAUCUGCGGUGACGAAUGAGACCCAGACCUUUGCGCAGGACAGCGGAGAGCUGAAGGAGUAUGAGUCCUUCUCUGAUAAACUUCAGCUGGUGGAGCGGCAGAAGUCGGUGAAGGAGAGACGGGCUCCAGGCACACUGAAGGCUUGCUGGGAGCCGUAUCUGGGCCAAAUACUGGGGCACUGUGAGCCAGGCGAGGUGGUGGCGUUCUCUGUGCUCGCUCUGAUGGUCAGUGGACUCUCUCUUUGUGCUGUGCUGGUGUUCGGGAAUAACCAGCUGAAUCUGCCUGUGUGGAGCUUCACCCUGCUGCUGGUCAUCUUCAGUCUAGUCUUCCUGCUCAGUCUGGCUCUCAUCUGGGUCCAUGAACAGCAGCCCAAUCACAAGACUUUUCAGGUCCCUCUGGUGCCAUUUGUUCCUGGCUUCAGCAUCCUUCUGAAUGUAUUUCUCAUGUUGAAGUUAAGUCCAAUUACCUGGAUCCGUUUCGCCAUAUGGGUUGCAGCAGGUCUUCUGGUGUAUUUCGGCUAUGGUAUCUGGCACAGUAAGGAGGGUUUGCGGGAGCAGCAGGGGCAGGAAGUGGCAGCGCGUUACGUGGUCCUUCCCAGCGGCAGCCUGGUGGAGACCGUCCAGAACGUCCAGCCUGAAGGACACACUCUCAGCACACACUCACCAACCCACGACAAUCCACCUGCCAGCAGAUGAUCUGAUCAUGCUGAGGUGUGUUUACAGUACACCUGCAUGCCUGCCUGUUCUAUUACUCACGAUUUUCCUUCUCUUCAGUUUACUGACAACAUGUCAAGAUAAGCUGUUCAUCAAAACGAUGGUUUGAAGGUAAAUUCCAGGUUCAGUAACUUUUGUCAAAUAAUGUUGGUUACCACAAAAAAUUAUUUG